Messenger RNA from Symbiodinium necroappetens, 654 nucleotides. The record is from the annotation of a GenBank genome assembly. Lineage: Eukaryota; Dinophyceae; Suessiales; Symbiodiniaceae.
AUGGAUAGAGGCUUGGCAUUGGUGGGUGCCGUCCUGGGCCCCGGCGUCGAUGCCAUUCACAAUCAGGCGCUUCUGAGCUACGACGUGCUGCCGGUCAGCGCGGACUUGGUCCUCGGCGUUGCGCGCACUUCCCUGCUGGUACCACCACUUCUCGCCGUAGCAUAUGCGCUGCUUGGCGGUGUCCUGCCAUCCCUGGCUGCAUCGAUACUUGGUAGCCGGAAUGCCGAGAAUUUGCCAUUGCUGCGUGGCCUGAGCCCACUGAGUCGGGCAAUCCUGGCAGUGACAUCCACCUGCCUGAUCAUCAAAGCGAGCGAGCUGCUGAUCUCUGCGGGAUUUUCUGGUGCCACAGCGCUUCCGCUGCUGAUGCUUCUGGCGUUUUUUCAGUGGGCCGUCCUGGAUGGUCGGCUCUUUGCACUCGUUUUGGCACUCGUCGCUGCCAUUGGUGGGCCGCUUGCGGAGCUACCGUUGAUGUGGCUCGGUGCCUGGCAUUACACGGCUCCCGAUUACUGGCCUUUGGCAGCCUUCGGCCUAGGCCCCGCCAGCGGGGCCGCUUGGGCUGGCCUUUCCAUGACGACGGGGCCAUGUUAUUUCGCCGUGACAACGGAUGCAAUUGCUCUUGGAAGGCUGUUCGCCAGCUGGCGGAGGGAACCCUAG